AUGGAGCUGGCUCAGAUUCUCUAUGAGGGUUCAAGUGCUAUUGAUAAAAGCCCGGAUGAUCAUCAAUUCAGAGAAACGCUACAAGGCAAGCCAAACGGCUUGACCAAAGACGAGGUGGCUGACAAGAUUGACGCUUGUUUCUGGACACCUGCCCAUGCCAUCAGGCCUAAGAAGGCAAUACCCAGACAGAAACGCGCUUCUUUGCAUGACAAAGUCGUGCCUCAGUCGCAUGCAACCAUUGCCGGGGUGCAAAGACUAAGUGCAGUGGGGAUCGGCCCAGCUGUAAGACUUGCUUUGCUCUGCAAAGAAAUUGCGAGUAUGGGCCAAAAAACGUGA
This is a messenger RNA of Penicillium odoratum, 336 nucleotides long. RefSeq lists its product as uncharacterized. The coding region runs from base 1 to 336 and encodes 111 amino acids. The transcript has a single exon. NCBI's taxonomy places the organism in Eukaryota, Fungi, Ascomycota, Eurotiomycetes, Eurotiales, Aspergillaceae. The record is from RefSeq and is a predicted model, not a curated record.